Messenger RNA from Aedes aegypti (yellow fever mosquito), 2425 nucleotides. Its product is annotated as RNA polymerase II degradation factor 1-like. Bases 65 to 2425 code for a protein of 786 amino acids. The transcript is spliced from 2 exons. Lineage: Eukaryota; Metazoa; Arthropoda; Insecta; Diptera; Culicidae. The record is from RefSeq and is a predicted model, not a curated record.
UUUGCAGGUGCAAACUGUCGAGGACGACGCAUAAUUUAUCACCGAGGGCCUGCGACAUCUAAGAAUGGGGAAACGAAAUCGGCUACUGCCGAUAGGUAUCGUCAUCUGUUUAGUCCUGUACGCGGGAUCCUCUGUAAAGGCGUUCAAUUUCGACGAUGAUUUAGAGGACCUAAUGGCAGAAGAAUCAAUCGUGGAUGAAGAAGUCUACGGAGGCCCUAUUUUGCCGUCGAACGUAUUCAAUGGUGGAAAACCAUUUUACGUCGAGCGUGACCCUUCAACGGGAGCAAUUGAUUUCAACCAUAAGAAAACUGUCAAUCAAAUUGACCUAGAUGACAAAGGAUCUUACGAUACAAAGGACAGUCACGUCAGCGAUACAAAAGAUGUUAUCGUCAGCCAAUCUUCGCCAAACUUUCACGAUUUCCUAAAUCUACCGGUGAAAUACUCUUCCUCAAACUUCGUUUAUCCGUUGAUUUCAAGUUCAUAUGCCAAUUUAAAAUAUCAAGGUAGCAACAAAGUGUCGAAUCACAAGAACGCAACGUCCACUCCAUCUACGACGACAGCUGCACCUAAAUUCCAAUUUACGCGUCCUCAGUACACAACUUCCAGGCUUAACACCACACGAAAUCAACCAAGUCCUACUACCACCCAAGUGACACAACCAUCUUCUCGUUAUACUUAUCCAACUACUUCAGGACGACCGAUAACGACCACCACUACUACCACGACCACCGAAAUACCGAUGACAACCAUUCCAGCUAAACAAUUAUUCACUAGAUACCCUUACAAGAGUACUAUCAAGAACAAAUAUUUGGAAACGACAGAACAGACACGUAAGAAGUUCUUCUUGCCUUCGACUCUUUCUAUGCCGACCACGACUACUACACAACGACCUCAAUUCACCGAACCAGAAACGACUCCUAUCCGUUCUUCAACCUACUACUCGCCUUCUGUUAGACCGUGGUCCAGUCCAUCGGCAACUCCACCUGUCACCACUACUCCUGAGCCAACCACUGUAUCCCGUCCUGCAAACCCAAUUCGUUUUGAGGAAACUCAACCUUUACCACCGGUAGAUGAUGAAGCUCACAGGAUGAAAUAUACCAUACCAGCACUCAAAUACGAGGGUAACCGUCCAGCACCAUUCCGACCACUGCCACCAAGUCACAUUAUGUUGAACCGUAAGAAUGAAACCAGCAACAAGAUAGAUCUGCCAAAUGAUCCAGCUGUAAUGUCCCUUUCUGAUAUCUUUAACUCGCUCGGCUUGGAUGACAAACAAGCUGCCGCUGAAGAGAAGGAAAAUAAUAUCGUCUUCGAAACGACUAUUGCUCAAACCACCGAUCAAACAACGCCACCAGCAAUUGUGCUGAUUUCGGACCAACAAAAGCAGGAAUCAAUUCAAGAAGGUCCAAAAAUUGAACAGUCCAUUGACCUUACUGAUCAAUAUGUGAAGUACGAUAUCCAGCAAUCGAAUGGCCAUCGACCACAAAAACCGACCAAUGAUCAAUACGACCAUUAUGAAGUUUAUCAAUCUAACGGACACCGUCCACAAAACCCUCCGAAAGAUUCCAACUUUGGAAAUCAAUAUGUCAAGUACGAGGUACAACAACCACAAAUUAACAUAGUCAAAUACGGUACGGUUCCAAGCAUGAAUAGUGUUGUAAUCAGUCCCAAUCAACAUUCGGCUACAUUCGUCUUGGGAUCUCAACAAUCGGUAGGAAGUUCAAGUGAUGGACAUUUUGUGAGCUCAGUCUCGCAGGAACCUGCUUCUGCUGCUCUUAAUGGCCAUCCGACUGGCUAUCAAAUGGGGCAGGUGCUGGACGAACCAAACGAAAGCUCCAAUGUGCAAGUUGGCACAUCAGUGAACGUUCAAGUUAAGCCUCAAGAUAUAAUCAAAACCACCAGCGUGCGAUUUCCCAGUGAAAGCGACGACAAGUAUGAGAAUGCACCCAUUAUUAGUGGAACCCAUAAGAGUGAAGUUUUGCCACCCAAUGGACAUUCUGCUCCUAUUGGUGUUGGUCCAAACUCAAUGGUUGUGUUCCCCAAGAACGAUCAAAUUGAAAGCACUCUUCAUGAAGUUUCAAACAGAAUCGUUUUCGAUACACCAAAUGCUGAAGCUUUGAACAAGAACGAAAUUUCAAAUUAUCCCUCAGAUCUACCAGAACAGCUAACUCCUCCUUCAAAUCCGGACAACUCCCAUCUUUCAAAACGUCCCCGACCCCCAAUUCCUGCUCAAGGACCACCAUUCAUUUACAAAGAAAUCCAACGUAGGCCAUAUCCAGGAGGAAUUCGACCACCUCUACAGCUACCUAACAUUUUACCCCAAUUCAGACCGAACGCUAAAAUAUCACAUGGUCAUUCCCCUUACCAUAAGGAAGCCGGUAAUUUCAGAGUGCCUCCACCGCCACCAGCUAAAAAGUCUCCCCGCUAA